AUGCGGUGGGGUUUGAUCACGACGUUUGUGGCCGUGGCUCUGGCCGUGGUGGUGGGUUUGGCGGAUGAAACGGGUCAGAGGGCACCGUAUCGGAUCCACACGCUGUUCUCGGUGGAGUGCCAGAACUACUUCGAUUGGCAGACGGUUGGUCUGAUGCACAGCUUCAAGAAAUCGGGACAACCCGGUCCGAUAACCCGGUUACUGAGCUGUACGGAAGAGGAGAUGAAGAAUUACAGAGGCAUGGACCUCGCUCCUACAUUCCGAGUUCCCUCUUGGAGCAGACAUCCUAAGACCGGUGACUGGUACCCAGCAAUAAACAAACCAGUAGGAGUGCUGCACUGGCUUCAGCACAGUGAAGAUGCGAAGAAUGUGGACUGGGUGGUUAUUCUGGAUGCAGACAUGAUCAUCAGAGGACCUAUCAUCCCUUGGGAACUCGGCGCAGAAAGGGGAAGACCCUUUGCUGCCCAUUACGGCUACUUGGUGGGCUGCGAUAACAUGCUUGUCCGUUUGCACACUAAGCAUCCAGAGCUCUGUGACAAAGUUGGCGGUCUUCUCGCCAUGCAUAUGGAUGAUCUUCGUGUCCUGGCCCCUCUUUGGCUUUCUAAGACUGAAGAUGUUCGCCAAGAUAAAGCUCACUGGUCCACCAAUAUCACCGGAGAUGUUUACGGUAAAGGUUGGAUCAGUGAGAUGUACGGUUACUCCUUCGGUGCUGCAGAAGCAGGACUUAAGCACAAGAUCAACGACGAUCUGAUGAUAUAUCCCGGGUAUGUUCCGCGAGAAGGUGUUGAGCCUGUUCUUCUGCAUUACGGUUUGCCUUUUGCCAUCGGUAACUGGUCUUUCACUAAACUUGACCACCACGAAGACAAUAUUGUCUAUGACUGCAACCGUCUCUUCCCUGAGCCUCCAUAUCCAAGAGAGGUGAAAAUGAUGGAACCUGAUGAGUACAGGCGAAGAGGUUUACUAUUGAGUCUUGAAUGUAUGAACACACUGAACGAGGGACUCAUACUGCGUCACGCUGUAAAUGGGUGUCCGAAACCAAACUGGUCAAAGUACUUGAGCUUUCUCAAGAGCAAAACUUUCAUGGAAUUAACAAAGCCUAAACUGGUUGCACCAGGAAGUGUACAUAUCUUGCCAGACCAACACCAACCACAACACGUAGCUGCUUAUCCAAAGAUCCACACACUGUUUUCCACCGAGUGCACAACUUAUUUUGAUUGGCAAACAGUUGGGUUCAUGCACAGCUUCAGGAUGAGCGGUCAGCCCGGAAACGUGACUCGGCUUCUCAGUUGCACAGAUGAAGAUCUCAAAAAGUAUAAAGGUCAUGACUUGGCCCCGACGCAUUAUGUUCCCUCCAUGAGCAGACAUCCUCUCACCGGCGAUUGGUACCCGGCCAUUAACAAACCGGCAGCGGUUGUCCAUUGGCUUCACCACACGAACAUUGAUGCAGAGUACAUAGUCAUUCUUGAUGCUGACAUGAUCCUCCGAGGACCCAUCACUCCUUGGGAGUUUCAGGCUGCUCGAGGCCGACCAGUUUCAACCCCUUACGACUAUCUUAUAGGGUGUGACAAUGAGCUAGCAAGACUUCACACGCGUAAUCCAGAGGCUUGUGAUAAAGUCGGUGGAGUGAUUAUGAUGCACAUAGAGGAUCUCCGGAAAUUUGCAAUGUACUGGCUGCUCAAGACCCAGGAGGUUCGAGCUGACAAAGAACACUACGGGAAGGAGUUAACCGGGGACAUAUACGAGUCCGGUUGGAUCAGCGAAAUGUACGGUUAUUCUUUUGGUGCUGCUGAGCUGAAUCUGCGGCAUAUCAUAAACAAGGAGAUAUUGAUAUACCCAGGCUAUGUUCCUGAACCUGGUGUUGGCUAUCGCGUUUUCCAUUACGGACUUGAGUUCAAAGUCGGGAAUUGGAGCUUCGACAAGGCCAACUGGAGGAACACCGAUCUCAUCAACAAAUGCUGGUCCAAGUUUCCGGACCCGCCCAAUCCUUCCGCAGUCCAUCAUACAGACAAUGACCUCCUGCAAAGAGACCUUCUCAGCAUUGAAUGCGCACAGAAGCUCAACGAAGCUCUGUUUCUGCAUCACAAGACUAGGAACUGCCCCGAACCCGGUUCUGAGUCGACCGAGAUAGUGUCGGGUUCGAGGAAAGUUGGUAACAUUGAAACGAAACAAGCGCAAGCGCAAACCCAAGGAAGCGAUGAUGAUUCGAAAGAGUCUGAAGGGAGGUUCAGCACGUUGAAGUUGUGGGUGAUCGCUCUGUGGUUGAUAUCUGGAGUAGGGUUCUUGGUAGUGAUGCUUUUGGUGUUCUCGACUCGUAAGGUGAAAGGAACAACAAGAGGCAAAGGUUACAGAAACAAGAGGCGAAAUUCCUACUCCAACACGGGUUUCUUGGACUCCAAAUGA
Microthlaspi erraticum is the source of this 2400-nucleotide messenger RNA. The record is from the annotation of a GenBank genome assembly. Lineage: Eukaryota; Viridiplantae; Streptophyta; Magnoliopsida; Brassicales; Brassicaceae.